Molecule: messenger RNA, 3399 nt
Organism: Rhinopithecus roxellana (golden snub-nosed monkey)
Lineage: Eukaryota; Metazoa; Chordata; Mammalia; Primates; Cercopithecidae
Gene: PNPLA1
Product: patatin like phospholipase domain containing 1
Exons: 10
Coding region: 377-2053 (558 amino acids)
Biological process (GO): lipid homeostasis; triglyceride catabolic process
Cellular component (GO): membrane; lipid droplet; cytoplasm
Molecular function (GO): triacylglycerol lipase activity
Source: RefSeq, a predicted model, not a curated record
CAGUGAAUGCGCCCUGGUGUACCACGGAUGGGCAGAGGGCUGAGGAUCCUGUGCCUGAGAUGAAUCUAGCCAAGAAAUGAAGCCAGCAGGGGUCUCACAGGAUCAGGACCCUGCUCACACACCGGGGGGCCAUCUGCAUCUCAUACUGGGGCCCCUUUCCAACCUUUGGGGCUGCCUCCUGGCGGAGCUUAACAGGCCGAGGCAGCUUCCUGAGCAGCCUGAGGUUGCUCCAGCUGGGUAGAGACGGCCACAUUCCAAGCUCCAGGGUGGCAGGGAAGCUGGGCAGGGAGUUCCUACAGGGAGCGGCAGCCCAGGCUCGGGCAGGCAAGCACUGAAGGGUGGUUCCUCCUUCCGCGGAAAGCCAGAGGCGGAGGAGAUGGAAGAACAGGUGUUCAAGGGGGACCCAGAUACCCCUCACUCCAUCUCCUUCUCGGGCAGUGGAUUCCUCUCCUUCUACCAGGCCGGGGCCGUGGAUGCCCUGCGGGACCUGGCACCCCGGAUGCUGGAAACAGCCCACCGCUUCGCGGGGACAUCGGCGGGUGCUGUGAUCGCCGCCCUGGCCAUCUGCGGGAUUGAAAUGGAUGAGUACCUCAGAGUCCUCAAUGUGGGUGUGGCCGAGGUGAAGAAAUCCUUCCUGGGGCCCUUGUCCCCAUCCUGCAAGAUGGUGCAGAUGAUGAGGCAGUUUCUGUACCGGGUCCUGCCCGAGGACUCCUACAAGGUCACCACGGGAAAGCUCCAUGCCCUAUACUGCAGCUGCUUCGUCCCUGUGUACUGUGGCCUCAUCCCCCCGACUUACCGCGGUGUGAGGUACAUCGAUGGGGGCUUCACAGGCAUGCAGCCUUGCGCCUUCUGGACCGACGCCAUCACCAUCUCCACCUUCAGUGGGCAGCAGGACAUCUGUCCCCGGGACUGCCCCGCCAUCUUCCACGACUUCCGCAUGUUCAACUGCUCCUUCCAGUUCUCCCUGGAGAACAUUGCCAGGAUGACCCACGCAUUGUUCCCCCCGGACCUGGUGAUCCUGCAUGAUUACUACUACCGAGGGUACGAGGAUGCAGUUUUGUACUUGAGGCGACUGAAUGCUGUUUAUCUUAAUUCUCCCUCCAAGAGAGUGAUUUUCCCCCGGGUGGAAGUGUACUGCCAGAUAGAACUCGCCCUUGGCAAUGAGUGCCCUGAACGCAGUCAACCAAGCCUUCAAGCACAGCAGGCCAGUCUGGAAGGAGCCCCACGACCUCACACGGAGUGGGUUCCCAAAGGGGAUGGAAGAGGCGGACAUAAUCCGCCUGCGUCCCCACCUGUGCAGACACUUGAAUCCACAUGUGAGUCACCUGUUUCAGCACCAGUCUCUCCACUUGAGCAGCCACCUGCACAGCCACUGGCCUCUUCAAUGCCACUUUCUCCAACUAUCAUGCCACCUGUAUCAUUCUCAGCUGUGCACAAGCCACCCAGUUCCAUACCUGGCUCAUCACUGCCCACCACACCACCUGGACUGUCACCUGUGUCACCUCAGCAGCAGGUACAACCAUCUGGAUCACCACCCAGAUCUCUACACUCUCAGGCACCCACUUCACCCAGGCCAUCCCUGGGGCCUUCCAUUGUGGGGACACCUCAAACUCCACCCCGAGGUUCUUUUUCAGCCUUCCCUGCUCAGCCACCUGUGGAGGAACUAGGCCCAGAACAGCCCCAAGCUGUAGCUCCUCUUGUCUCUUCAAAUCCAAAAAGCGCCGUGCCUCUGGUUCACGUGAAGGAAACCGUCAGCAAGCCUUAUGUCAUGGAGAGCCCUGCUGAAGACUCAAACCGGGUGAAUAAGGUCUUCAAGAAGAACAAGCAAAAGACAAGUGGCACCAGAAAAGGUUUCCCAAGACAUCCGCGAUCCAAAAAACCAAGCGGCAAAGUGCAGUCUGCUCCCUGCCCACUCCACUUCCCUCUGCUCUCCACUUCUGAGACAGUUUGGCUCACCUACAGACCUCAUCCCAGCCGGAUCCAGGAAUGCAGCUGCCCUGAGGAAGCUGUGAGCCAUGAGAGACAACUGGAGCUGGAAUGGGAAAGAACCUGAGGAUCCUGAGGCCAAGCCUACUUCUCACUGCUGUCGGGCACACUCCCCUGACUCUAGGCCUUUUUGAGGACCAGGGACAAGACCUACUGCCAGUCCCAGUGGUGCACAAGAUCUGUUUCCCUUCCAGGGUGAGCAUCUCAGCUUCCCUGCGAUCCUUUCAACCCUUCCACUACCCUACUCUGGACGGACUGAUGGACACCAGCACUGAUCCACGCUCAUGGACCUUCCUCCCAACCUUGGCCUGAGCUUGCUUCUUUGAGAUGGGCCAGAUCAUUUCUAGUCUCCCCAGGAUCCUGCCCAAGGGCAAAACUCUUGGGGGCCCACCAGGACUGAGCCAACGACACACUCCCUCUUUCCUGUGGUGGCAGGAGCCCAAGUUCUAUUGUCUGGUUUUUAAUUCCCACAGUGUACUAACGGCUUGGCCUGAGCUGGUCACUGGAAUCGCUGGCUGAAAUUGCUCAGGCAGCCCAGGCAUCGAGAUCUUUAGAGCUCCCUCGGGAUUUUGUGGUGCUGCGGUGUUGAGAUAGGCUGCUGUGGAGCCCUGGGUGGCUGUAGAGGAAGAAGAAGGCCAAAUGUCCCUCCCCUGCAGCCAAUGCAAAUGAGGGCUGACUCUCUGUCUGCUGUUCACACCUCAGUGAAAAUGUUCCAUGAGGAAGACAACUUCAGCCUCAAUUUUUCCAGCCUGUCCAGAAAAUAAUUGCCCCCCACCUCCCCAGAGAGCAGACAAUCUCCAGUCCCCGCCGGGCCCAGCGAGGAAACCCCAGCUGCCCACAGGCCUCAGGUACAUUUGCUUACCAAAUCCUGAAAUGCAAAACCCAGAAUGAAUGGGUGGAGGACGAUGCUAAACUGGCCUUAGGAGCCUGAGGAUGCCAUAUGCAAAUUUAAGCCUGGUGGGGUUGGGGAUUUAGGGGCUUGGGGCUCAGCUGCGGCAACAGACCCCACUUAACAUGGCCAUUUCAGGGAAUAAAAUGUACCUUUGAGACCCUGAAAAGGGUCAGAGUCCCAGGGGUCUUGCAUCCUCUGCCUACUCUGGUUGAUCUGUGACCAGACCAGUCAAAGGAAGCAGCUGGAGGUGUGUGCUGGGGGGAGACUGACCAGAGAGGCCCGCCUGGCCGCAGACCUUUCUUCCAGGAGUGGCCUCCAUGUUUGCAGAAGCCUGAGGCCUGGGAACUAGUGGGAGGAGAGUGUCCUCUUUUGCAUAGCCCAGGAAUGCUUGUUCCCUGGGACCCAUGGAAGACUCGAACUUAAUCGUAAUUAUUGUUUCAAUUCAAAGUCUAUAUUUAGAGCUCAGAUGUUUUUAAUGUCAUUUAUGUUAAAGUAUUAAUACAUCCACUUGCAUAUUUCCC